AGUGAUAAAUACUUAUUGUGCUCCUUCCAARACAGUGUCUAAAUGACCAUUACAACUGCUCAAAACCUUUGCCAUAUGAUGCAUUGGCAUAGUUUUUAUUAUUGAAAUGAUUUCAUAAAUGGAUGAAUUACAACAAUGAAUAUUUUUAUGAUUGAUGGUAAAAACAAAAAAGUCAAGAUGUCUAGCCUUAAUAACAGAGCCUAAGGAAGUACAGGACUCAAGGAAAUUGACUGACUAUAUCGUAAUAUACAAAUCAUUGUAAUACAGGUUUAAUACGACUAGCCUACGUUUCGUCUUGCGUGGUGUCGCGUGACUUAAGAGUCGUGCAUCGGUAUACAAAAACAUGGCGGACCGGAGCAGUGGAGUAAAAAAGGGAAGAGUACUGGUGGUAGGAGCUGGAGUGAUUGGACUAACGACAGCAUUAACACUUGCAGAACACGGGUACAGAGUAAGGAUUUUAGCACGAGAAUUCGUCGCAUGUGAUGAUAAAUCAAAACUAACGUCGCAAGUAGCAGCAGCAUUCUGGGGCAUAAACACGUCUCCUGGCUGCGAAGAAAAGAUAAAGACUUGGUGUUUAUGUGGUUAUGACAAGUUCGUCAAACUCGCUGAGAAUCCACAGCAAACAGGAGUGUUUAUAAGAGAACUACUGUUCGUCUAUCCACAUCUGAUUGACGCGGAGCCGCACUCUAGCGAAACGAAAAGCAAUUUUCAAAAGURCUUGCCUGAAAAUCCCCUUCGUCAUGAUAAAAACCUCUUGAGGGAAAAAGGUCUAUCCUUGGAAUCUGGACUUCAGGACGCCAUGUCGAUACACUUGCCGGUGAUUGAAACAGACAUGUUUAUGUACUGGUUGACUCAACAGUGCAUAUCAAAAGGUGUGGAUUUCAUCAAAGGAACCGUCGAUUCUUUCCUGGAAAACUGCGAUUCUUUACAAAGAACACAUCGGGCGGAUUAUAUUGUCAAUUGUACAGGGAUAUCAGCAAGAAAUCUAGUCCAAGAUCAUGAUGUUUAUCCCCAUUUAGGUGUGGGACUAACCUUACGUAAUGGCGACAGGAUGUUUCCUGUCCCUGAAAACUGCGCUGUACGUGGGAAARUCUGGUAUCAAGAUGGUGCUAAAGCUGGAAGAGUCGCCAUCGUACCAAGAGGUGAUCACAGUCUAUGGCUUGGUACGAUGCAUUUAAAAUCAUACGACAAGAACAUCGGUCUUUCACAUCCUUCAGUACAGAGAAUGCUUCAAGAAUGUCAAACCAUCUAUCCACCGCUUAAAAACAUAAAUCAAGACGACCUUCGUGUAACAGUUGGUAUGCGACCCAUGCGUCGAGGAGGCCCACGCGUGGAACGCGACUCACGUUACCCUUUCUUAAUUCACARUKAUGGACAUGGRCAMUUUGGCGUGAUGGAAUCGUGGGGUUGUGCAAUGGACGUAUUUCAUAUUUUACAAAAAUCAUCGUGUUCUAAAUUAUAAGWAAUUUCACUACGUUUUUAUUAAGUUCCUGUUUGAGAACAGAUGUGUCAUCGAAGAUAACAGAUGAUACCAAUACAAACUGAUAAACUAGUAGCCCUCACUCUGAAGCUAAAUAAUAAGAAUGAUAUUCAUUAAAAUAAAUGAUAAGAAAUAAAGAAGUAAUAAAAGAACUGGUAGCUAUGUUGUGAGUUGAGGGAAGGCAAAACGCUACUUUUUGCAAAGUUUUGGAGGUCAUAUGAGCAUAGUUAUAAGGGUYCUAGUUGUCAAAGUAGCCGUCUUUAGAUACUUUAACUGAGAACGGCGAAAGUCAAAAUAAUCGCUGGUCACUUUUUCUGUAUUAGUUCUCCGUUUGCGCGCGUUUGUAUAUAAAUUCGGUAGUUUUCUCGUGGUUGAGAGUAUCCUUUUUUCGGCAAAAAAACUGAACUUUUUGCAAACGAAAAACUUUUUUUGAGGUGUAUUUAUACCUUUAAUAAAUCCCUAGCUACUGGAUUGUAAAUACAUAUUAUACAGGAAUAGUAGCGGAAAGUGUAUAUUGAACAAACAUCUCAAGCACCCUAUAAACUCCAAGUGUCUAUUGUGCAUAUAUUCUGUGUAUACAGUCGUUUGCACUGUGUACACUUUAAGAUUUAGCUUGUAUACAGUGUAUAAAGUUGUAAGCUUUCAAGAACACGCCAUACAGCUGUUUGCAAUAAUUCUGACCCCCUCUGCCAUAUUUCAUAUAUAUCAAACUGAGCUUUAAUAUUAUGGGAUAUCAUCACUGAUAUAUUUUUUGAGUUGUC
Exaiptasia diaphana is the source of this 2241-nucleotide messenger RNA. Its product is annotated as probable D-amino-acid oxidase. Gene Ontology annotation, molecular function: FAD binding; D-amino-acid oxidase activity. Bases 344 to 1462 code for a protein of 372 amino acids. The transcript has 9 exons. Lineage: Eukaryota; Metazoa; Cnidaria; Anthozoa; Actiniaria; Aiptasiidae. The record is from RefSeq and is a predicted model, not a curated record.